AUGUUCGAUCCGUCCGUUCAACGUCCACCAACGCAAGGCGCGUGGAGUCUCAACCGCUUCUGCGCCGCAAGCCCAGAGCCACCGUGUGGCGAAUCCGGGACGGCUCCAACAGUUGCCCAAGAUGCGCCCAUGCUCUUCUCAUUCCGAGCCACGCGAUGCGACGGUCCGUCCUCCAUUCAAGUCUCGCGCACAAAUCACAGGCAGCCGUUUGGGCCGGUCGUCGCGAGCCAGGCUUGGUGCCGCGUCUUCGUCACUACAGUCCAGAGCCGCGUGCGUGGCGAAUCCGGGGACGGCGCCAACGCGCCCAAGCUGCUCGAGAUGCGUCCGUGCUCGUGUUACUCCAAGCCACGCGGUGCGACGUUCCGUCCUCUAUUCAAGGUUCGUCACUGGGUAUGGCGCAGCCCAGAGCCGCGUACGUGGCGAAUCCGGGGACGGCUCCAACGAGCACCAAUUGCCCAAGAUGCGUCCGUGCUCUUGUUACUCCAAGCCACGCGGUGCGACGGUCCGUCCUCCAUUCAAAGUUCACGCACAAAUCAGAGGCAGCCGUUUGGGCCGGUCGUCGCGAGCCAGGCUUGGUGCCGUGUCUUUCUCGUCACUGCAGCCCAGAGCCGCAUACGUGGCGAAUCCGGGGACGGCGCCAACGCGCCCAAGCUGCUCGAGAUGCGUCCACGCAUGUCCGCGCACGCGGUGCGACGUCUUGUCCUGCGUUCAACUCUCGUGCACUACAAAUCAGAGGCAGCCAUGGGCCGGUCGUUCGACUCAAGACGAACUUGCGAGGCAGGCUAG
Molecule: messenger RNA, 786 nt
Organism: Sparassis crispa
Lineage: Eukaryota; Fungi; Basidiomycota; Agaricomycetes; Polyporales; Sparassidaceae
Exons: 2
Coding region: 1-786 (261 amino acids)
Source: RefSeq, a predicted model, not a curated record